CUCCCUCUUGACCAUAUGUUCUGUUAUAGAACUUGCCCACACAGCCGACAUCCCUCCGGAGACAAAAAGGCUCUCCUCCUCCUCCUCCCGAUCAAAAGCUCGAUGGAAUCGCCAUGGAAGGGCAUAUGGUUACCGAGGCCCACUCCCGCAAUACGAAAGCCGCUUACUGAAGAAGACCUAGACGGUUUGGACGACGAGUACUUCGAGCCCGACCCCAACUGUUGGGACGAGGACGAAGAUUGCGACUUUUUCGAUUACGGAACGGUGGUGUCAACCGAAGAGAUGGCUCAAGCCGAGAAAGAUUGGAAGAUAAGAAAAAAAGGUAAUAUCGAUCCUGAGCCCCAUGGCGUCCACAUCACGGUGAGGAGGGAGGAGAAUAAGGAAGAUCAUGCGAAAAUACACUGUGACUUGUACUACCAGAUUAUGAUCAAUAGAUUUGUUGAUGAAAUACACAAGAACAAGGAGGAAAAGAUGGGAAGGCCCAACGUUGAGGAAGGUCUGAAAAAUCUCAAGAUCCAGGACGAGGAGGAGGAGGAGGAGAUGGUGGUUUCUGGCUUGUAGAUGAGUCUUCCAGGAGGCGCGCAGAUUUGGGGGCUUGCUUGGUUUCUCAAUCUUUAUUAGUAAUCUUUUUCUUUUUUGUUUCAAGAAAGUUGGUUCCUUUGAUCGAUCGAUCCGUAUGUUUUUUUAGUAGCUUGUUUGUUUGUUUUUUCCAUCUAUAUUGCAAUUGCUUUGUUUUGUUUCGCCAGUGGACUGAUGACAUAAGAGGUUUAGCUGUUUGGCAGUUUGGCUUGUGAAACUAGAGGGAAUAUGGAUUACAGGAAGUAGUCAAGUAGAGAUUUACUUUAUUUGGAUCCUGUAUAAAUGUUAGUUUAUUUUAUUUGGAUCCUGUAUAAAUGUAAGUUUAACCAUUUACAUAAUGAAUUUGAAGUCACUCC
This is a messenger RNA of Rhododendron vialii, 935 nucleotides long. RefSeq lists its product as uncharacterized. The record is from RefSeq and is a predicted model, not a curated record. The transcript has 2 exons. The coding region runs from base 16 to 561 and encodes 181 amino acids. Lineage: Eukaryota; Viridiplantae; Streptophyta; Magnoliopsida; Ericales; Ericaceae.